AUGAUCGUUUGCGUCUCCGUCGUCGGUCACCAGAACAAUCCGCUUUACAUACAGAGCUUCACUGAUGCAGACGAUGCCCUCAAGCUCCACCACAUCGUUCAUUGCUCCCUCGAUGUCAUCGAAGAGAGAGUGAACAAUCCGAAAAAGUCUGGUACGACCUUGAACGAGGCAUUUCUUGGACUGCUUUAUCCCACAGUGAACUACAAAGUGUAUGGUUACUUGACUAAUACCAAAGUCAAAUUUAUAUUGGUCACAACUGAUUUGGAUGUUAGAGACACCGAUGUGAGAAGUUUCUUCAGGAAGUUCCAUGCUGCUUACGUAGAUGCAGUCUCAAACCCAUUCCAUGUCCCUGGGAAAAAGAUAACGUCAAGAACCUUUGCACGAACUAGACUCCUGGGGGGACUUGUUCAGGCCAACAACUUGCUUGAGGACCAAAGCCAGCUCGAGUCAGGCAAUCUUAGCACGCACGACUCUGGUUCAUACGGCACCUUUUUUGGACUUUAUGGCGGCCACGGUGGGUCCAGCAUCUCAAGAGUGAUCAGUAAGAUGAAGCCAUUAAUCACAGUGCAUCGCUGUAUCAUCUGUGCUUCUGAUGGUAGCUGGGAACACUUGAGCAACAAAAGAAACCGUUGA
Arabis nemorensis is the source of this 633-nucleotide messenger RNA. Lineage: Eukaryota; Viridiplantae; Streptophyta; Magnoliopsida; Brassicales; Brassicaceae. The record is from the annotation of a GenBank genome assembly.